AUGGUGCCCCCAAGUGUGGUGCUUAAGAAGUGGCACAGCAGAACUCGGGCCAUGGAAAGAGAUGUGGAGCUGUUUACUCGAAAGCUUUACCAACAAAUACUUUCUGGAGUUGAAGUGAAUGCCGAAUUGCUUGCACCACUGCAUUCUUCCACAACUGAUCUAGCAAGAAUGCUUAGCUCCAAUGUGAAUGACCCAGAACUCUCGUUUUCCAAGAUUAAAUCCAGGGUGGCACCUUUGAUGUUCCAAGCGUUUUCAACGAUUCCAUAUGUCUCGCAAGUCUCAUUCAUAAGAAAAGAUGGUCUGUUAUUCUCAUACUACAACCAGGAGAAUCAGCAACCAGUUGCAGUUUAUACAAACACCUCGUUGCCUUCAGCGGACAAUUCAUCUGCAGCAAAUUCUAACUUGACUUGCUACUCACAGCCUGUAAAUCGCGACACUGGAGAAUUAUACGGAGUUGUGACUCCUAGCAGAUUGAUUGAUCCGUCACUGCUUCGAUUGGCCUUGCAAAGUCCAAAUGGAAAUGCUUCAGUAGGACCUUCAUGGAUUGAUGGCCAAGAUCUGUUAUUCCUUAACACAGCUUUUGUGGAUGGGAGAGGAGCGGUUUCAAUCGGGUUUGAAAGAAAGGCGAUAGUACAAUCCUUAUCUAAGGGCAUAAGCAAUGAUGGAACUUUGUUUUUGGCUGCGUCGGGUGGGAAAGUACUAAAUCAGGCAAAGAUUCAGAACACUCAAAUACUUACUAAUGAUAACGGUUCUGUUUCGUUUGAGUUGAAUCAAGGUAGUGCCAAAGUAGGCGAUAUUGUUGGCAGUCUGACAUGCCGAGAAAAUGAUGGCACCCUACAACCGAAAACGAUCACCAUUUCUAAAACAAAGUAUGAUGCAUAUUGUUCACAAGUUGAAAUCAUUGGGGUGCAAGCGGUUUUCGUAUUGGUGAUGCCACUUGAGGGACCAGAGAGAUCCCUACACAAGAACUUCAAUGAAUCCUAUCAGUAUCUUCUUGGGGCAAUUUGCCUAAUGUUCCUUUUUACUGUUGUUUUUGUCAUCAUGAUUUUUGGAGCAUCACAAAGACUGAUACAGUUGCGUGCUGCAUUAGUGAAACAAAGGGAAGCAACAGCUCAAGCAGAAAGGAAAUGUAUCAAGAGGAGUACUAACUAUGCCAGCGCAAGUCAUGAUGUUCGGGGUUCUCUAGCAGGGAUUAUCGGUCUGAUAGAAAUAUGCAUGACUCAAGUUGAUCACGGAUCUGAUCUGGAGGCAAAUAUAAUGCAUAUAAAAACUUGUUCAAGUGAUCUCUUAGGUAUUCUCAAUAACAUCCUCGACAGAAGUAAAUUAGAAGCAGGAAAAGUGCCACUUGAAGAAGAGGAGUUUGAGAUGUCAAAGUUAAUUGAAGAUGUCGCUGACUUGUUUCAUGCAGUUGGCAUGAAGAAAGGCGUAGAUGUCGUGCUGGAUCUCAGUGAUGGCUCUGUUAACAAGUUUGAUCGUGUUAUAGGUGAUCGCAAAAAGCUAAUACAGAUAAUAUCAAAUAUAGUUAGUAAUGCGGUCAAAUUUACCUCAGAAGGGUAUGUAUCUAUCCGAGCUUAUGCGAGGAAGCCUAGUUUAAGUUCAAGACUCAAUUCAACUCGAAAAGGUCCCUUGUCAUGGUUAUCAUGCUUCCAAUUUCCAAAUAUUGAUUCAUUCACCGAGGACGAAGUAACUGUGAACAAUAUUCGAGGGGAUGAAAACUGCAUGGAGUAUGUUUUUGAAGUAGAUGACACUGGAGCUGGAAUUCCAAAAGAUAAGCGAGAAACUGUUUUUGAAAAUUAUGCUCAAAUUAAGGAGACAGCAGCUAAACAAGAAGGCACGGGCCUUGGACUAGGCAUUGUUCAGUCUCUGGUACGUUUAAUGGGCGGGGAUAUAGAGAUUGUAGAUAAAGAAGUAGGGAAAAAAGGAACUUGCUUCAAGUUCAAUACAUAUCUUCUCACAUGUGAAACAGACCUGAGGACUAGUAGUUCAAGAGCUCAAUAUGAGGACAUUGAAUCAAAUGUUGGUGGCUACAGGUCAUCUGCUGAAUCAUAUUCAGUACGAAAUAUGCAAUCAAAUAGCCCCAGCACAGAAGGAUCUCAAGUUGUACUCUUCGUCCAGAAUGAAGAGAGGCGAAAAGUAUGUAAAAAGUUCUUUGAAAGACAGGGAGUCAAAGUAUAUGCUCCUAGGAACUUAGAAGAACUUUCCACUAAUUUAAAGAGAAUCAGACACAGGAGAGUUCUCUCUCAAAGCCGUUCUUCCAAGAGGUCUGAUGCACUUCUUCAAAGUAUAGCUGUAGUACGCAACACAAGCACAAGAUCAAAAGAAGUUCCAUUAAGUUCUCUAGAUGGAACUGAUCAAGAGACGCCUCCUACACAUAGAAGGUCAAGUGCCAGAGGGAGUGUUGUGCCAAACUUCAUACUAGUUGUGAUUGAUACGAGUGGUGGACCAUUUCAUGAGCUCAGUAGAACUGUAGCUGAGUUCAGGAAAAACAUUUCUCCUGGUUGUGACAGUGUUGUUUGGUUGGAUAGACCUGGAUCUGGUUUUAUUCAGCUACAAGGCCUCAAUGAAGACAAACUUCCUCCCACUGAUAUCAUCAUUUCCAAGCCUUUCCAUGGGUCGCGUUUAUAUCACGUAUUAAAGCUUCUGCCUGAGUUUGGUGGAGAAAUGCCAGAGCCCAUCCCACCAUCGGUAAAUAGUGAUAGCUUAACAAUCAGCUCAGCAACAGAUAAUGCUGCCAACGAAGCUAGUACUUCUGCAUCUCAGCAAAGGCCAGUAGAAUCUCCUUCUGCAUCAAAUCUCCAACCUCAUCAGAUUGUAGAGAACAGAGAUGUUGAUAAACCUUUAAGUGGGAUGAAAGUGUUGCUUGUAGAUGAUGAGCCAUUACUACGUAAAAUAGCUAUUGCUGUUCUAUCCAGUCUUGGGGUAACUACUGAAAUAUGUGUUGACGGGCAAGAGGCUGUGCAGACCGUCUGCAAAGCCCUAAAUGACCAGGGGCCAUCUCAUGCUUUACCAUAUGCUUGCAUUCUCAUGGACUGUGAGAUGCCAGUUAUGAAUGGAAUUGAGGCUACCAGGAGAAUCCGAGAAGAAGAAGCCAAGUUUGGAGUGCACAUACCCAUAUUUGCGGUGAGUGCACAUACGGAUGGCCCAGAGAUAAGGCAGAUGAAAGAAGCCGGAGUGGAUUACAACUUAACCAAACCCCUUAAUGCUGCAAGGUUUGAAGAAGCCAUCAAAACCUUUCAAGACAACUAG
Messenger RNA from Daucus carota subsp. sativus, 3246 nucleotides. Its product is annotated as histidine kinase CKI1. The coding region runs from base 1 to 3246 and encodes 1081 amino acids. Gene Ontology annotation, biological process: phosphorylation; phosphorelay signal transduction system. The record is from RefSeq and is a predicted model, not a curated record. Gene Ontology annotation, cellular component: nucleus. Gene Ontology annotation, molecular function: phosphorelay sensor kinase activity. The transcript is spliced from 6 exons. NCBI's taxonomy places the organism in Eukaryota, Viridiplantae, Streptophyta, Magnoliopsida, Apiales, Apiaceae.